UAUUAUUACCACACAAAAUAACCGUACUAUAAUAUUUACCUUAAAAUAUAACUCUUUCGAAAAUUUUACCUAUUAUUUUAACACAAAAUUAUUUUAACCCUUUGGGUUACAGAAAGAGCUGCAUAAUGGUCAGGUGGAUAUUUUCAGUAUUUAUUGUCAUAAUGGUUUCUUCAACUUGUCGCUCAAAAGGAUUUCAAGCCAGAGUAGAUUCCCUUUUUCGUGAUUUCGAAAGACUAAAAGCAUAUGAUGGUAUACUAGAUUGCAUCGAAGUCGGCAAAAGUAAAAUGAUAUCUUUGAGAGAACAUGGAGAAAUAGUGAGAAACCGUGAUAUGGAAUACGCUGGGACGCUUAUCAACAUGUAUUCGAACCCGUCGUGCUCACUAUCUAAAAAGGAAAUGCUUGGCGUUUUCUUCACUAAGGUAAACAAAGAAUUACGAAGUGGCAGGACAAAUGGACCGGAAUCUUCAGUAUGGCGUGAAGCUGGGAUUCUGAUCAAUCAAGCGCUUGAGAUUUUAGGGCUUCAGAAAGUUUCAGUUGUUUACCGUGGAUGCCCAUAUUCUCUGGAUUUCACUCUGCCGCAAUUUAUCUUCGGACAAAUAACAAGCACAACAACUAAUCCCAAAGUUGCAGAAAUGUACACUGGUUGUGAGACAUUUAUUUUGAUCGAAGAUGCCCUUGGUGUUGAUAUUAGACCAUAUUCUCAAAUCCCAGAUGAAUCAGAAGUUCUACUUCAGUCCACAAACAUUUAUGUCGUGGAGAAACACACUAGGAAUAAAACAGAAAUACAACAAGAAAUGAACAAAAUAUCUCCAUUGAUGGAAUCACAAAUUAAUGAAUUCGUUCGCCUCAGACAGAAGCACAAGAAUAGACUUCAAAAUUUGUUUUCUAGACUGUUCAUGCGUUGGUAAUAACAGAUUGAUCAGCAUAUUCGUUUCGAAUAAGAUCAAUAUUAAUAAAAUGAAAAUGAAUUUGCUGCACCUAAAUUGAUGGUUAACCUAGUGAGUUUUUGUGACUACCUUGCAAAAUAUGGUUUUUUUAAGUCUUCUCUUUUCUGAACCACCUUGAUACCUGUUCAUUUCUUAUAUUUCUGAGCAAUGGAAUUUCCAGCCUUAGAAGCCAUAUGAUUUUAUAUGCGAAAAGUACUUUCAAAAUAUUGUCAGAAACUACAAUGCUUUUAGAUAAGAUUUGUGGUGUAGAGCAUGGUUAUACGUGCAAUUCUAAAAGGUUUGGUGAACAUUCUGAUCAGGGGCGCGCUAAAUCUGUCUGUCACACACACCUGGACAAAAUUUGCUUACAAGAAUGAUCUUCACCAAUAAAUGGGACCACUAUCGCCUUGGUUAAAAUAAAUUCAAUUCAUUUUCACAUAUACUUUCUUCAGUUAUUGACUGAUAUUUGUUUAGUGAUUUCAUUGACAUCUAGCCUUGUGUUAUGUUUUGAUGUCAUUGGUCAAUGUCAGCGACGCGGAAAUAGAUUUUUUUACUUUUCGUCUUAGAGAUUCGCGUUGUAUUUUCAUCUACUAUACCCUUUGUUGGGGUUUAUGAUGGUCCUAUUUUGUUGCGUCCCUUUACCACCAAAACCACUCCGCCGAAUUGUAAACUGAAAGUGUCGAAAUUUUGGUAUUGCUCUCAUGUCUGACAUAUCAUCUGGCUCCUUCCCGUGGUCCUGUGUUAGGGGAUGCGUUCGUUUAAUGCCGCCCUUCCUCCUUCCUUGAUGAUCUUGUUUUUCAUAUUUCAAUUUAUUUCUACCUUUAUGUUAGAUGAUUUAAAUGUAAAAUCGCGUGAGUAAUUUGGUAACCUACUUUUUUUAUUUAAAAUUAGAACGCCCUUCGUUGGAAAUGUUCCAAGUAUCUGUCUGUCAGUAUUUAUACGUACAGAACACGUCAGUGUCUUUUAUUACUGAAUCCUCUCAAAAUAAAUGACUAAGCAAUUUAUUUUACAUACAUAGCUUGUUGUACUUAAAAAGUUAAUAAGUACGAUUUUUUGAAAUUUUAGGGUUGUGUUAAAACUAUAAUACGCAUGAAAGUACAUGGUAACAAUAUCGGUUUUUAAAUAUUGAAAAUCAUAUAAUAUACCCACUAUGAUAACCAGGGAUGCAGGUUUUUGUUAAAAUAACAAUUUUAUAUGUGAAUGUAUCGUAUAUUAAAUAUAUAUAUAU
This is a messenger RNA of Ruditapes philippinarum (Manila clam), 2154 nucleotides long. RefSeq lists its product as uncharacterized. Bases 126 to 908 code for a protein of 260 amino acids. The record is from RefSeq and is a predicted model, not a curated record. The transcript is spliced from 2 exons. Gene Ontology annotation, molecular function: NAD+-protein-arginine ADP-ribosyltransferase activity; NAD+ poly-ADP-ribosyltransferase activity. NCBI's taxonomy places the organism in Eukaryota, Metazoa, Mollusca, Bivalvia, Venerida, Veneridae.